UUGCUGUGCUUUUUGACCCUCCGUAGGUCCCGUAGGUAGAUCUCGUUGAAGAUGACAUUCAAAAUAGGUACCGUGUAGCUCAUUUGAUCUAAAAGCUACAUAUUACUUAGAGUUGCAGAUGGCGAUGUUAUGUGUAAACUCUAGAUAGAUUAUUGUUGUCAUUUGUUAUCGUUUUAAUUAGCUAUUCGGUUUAUUGACGGUGAUUUCGUUAACUAGCAAUAGUAGCUAACAUUAGCUUGCAGGCUACAGCUGGUCUAACGCAGGGUUUUCUGGGUGCACGUUUUGGUUUUUGCCCUAGCUCGUCACAGCUGAUUCAAAUAAUCAAAGAUUGAAGAUGGGUUGGUUAUUUGAAUCAGCUUUGUAGUGCUAGGGCAAAAAAAACUAAACGGUGCCCAGGACAGAGUUUGGGAUACCCUGCUUUAACGAAACGAGUUCAGGGCUACACUGGCUGUCUCACUACAAAAUAACUACGGUCUAUGCUCUGAGAUUACAUUUGAUUAUUUUGCAAUGUUAACUACAUUGACCAAAUUUCAAAGCCGAAGAUGGUUUGUCCAAGAGAUAAGUCGACUAUUUGCACAAGUUUGCGUUAGGCACGAGUUCAUUGGCAGCUUGUUGCUAGGGCUCAAAAGCAACUUGGCAGCACAGAGGAAAACAACUGGAAUCAUGAAUGUCAGCACGUCCUGUGCAUUGUGCGCCAAACCUCGAAUUUCUAAAAAGAAAGAACUUUCAGAAAAGAAACUGACUCGCCACUUUGUGGACCACCGCAAUGUAAAGCUAGUGGCUGGAGCAGGUGGAAAAGGGGCCUGCACCUUCCACAGUGAGCCCCGGAAAGAGUGGGGUGGACCAGACGGAGGGAAUGGAGGAGAUGGUGGGAACAUAAUCAUCAAAGUCGACCUGCAGGUGAAAUCCCUGGCGCAGGUCGCCCCCUUUUACAAAGGAGACAACGGCGAUUCAGGAGGCAGUAAGAACUGCUACGGACGCAACGCCAGCACAACCUACAUCGCUGUGCCAGUGGGCACGGUGGUGAAGGAGCUAGGGAAGACGGUGUCAGACCUCUCCCAGCACAACCAGGAGUAUGUGGCUGUGUUUGGGGGGGCAGGGGGAAAGGGAAACCGCUUCUUCCUGUCCAAUGAGAACCGCGCCCCCAUGACGGCCACCCUGGGAGAGAGGGGACAGGAGAGGGUCCUCCAGCUGGAGCUGCGCACCAUGGCCCACGCUGGACUGGUUGGGUUUCCCAAUGCAGGGAAGUCUUCCCUUCUAAGGGCCAUAUCCAAUGCCAGGCCUGCUGUGGCUGCCUACCCCUUUACCACCCUUAACCCCCAUGUGGGUAUUGUCAACUACAGGGACCAUGAGCAAGUGGCAGUGGCUGACAUUCCUGGUAUCAUCUGUGGGGCCCAUCUGAACCGAGGCCUAGGGAUCUCCUUCCUGCGCCAUAUUGAGCGCUGUCGCUUCCUUCUCUUUGUCCUGGACCUGUCCUCCCCAGAACCAUGGACUCAGCUCCAACAACUGCGCUAUGAGCUGGACCAGUACGAGCCCGGCCUCACCCACCGGCCCCACGCUAUCGUAGCCAACAAAAUGGACCUGCCUGGGGCUCGGGGAAACCUUGAGGCCCUCCGGGGCCACGUGGCCCACAGGGUGAUCCCUGUGUCUGCCCUCACAGGCCAGAACACAGAGGAGCUGAUCCUGCACCUCAGGGAGUUAUAUGAUGGCUAUCUACAGACCCAUGGACAGGGCAGUGGGCAGGACAUGCCCACCAGGUGGUAGGUCUGCCCUGGAAAAGGACUGAAAGACUUCCAUGCCUUUUCCUCACUGCGCCUCACCUGCUAAGUGUAUUUUGUUUAAAUUAUAGAUCUAAAUAAAUACACUGCUCAAAAAAAUAAAGGGAACACUAAAAUAACACCCUAGAUCUGAAUGAAUGAAAUAUUCUUAUUAAAAAUACUUUUUUCUUUACGUAGUUGAAUGUGCUGACAACAAAAUCACA
This is a messenger RNA of Oncorhynchus mykiss (rainbow trout), 1981 nucleotides long. RefSeq names its product mitochondrial ribosome-associated GTPase 2. The record is from RefSeq and is a predicted model, not a curated record. Gene Ontology annotation, molecular function: GTPase activity; magnesium ion binding; GTP binding. Lineage: Eukaryota; Metazoa; Chordata; Actinopteri; Salmoniformes; Salmonidae. Gene Ontology annotation, cellular component: mitochondrion.